ACCGAACAUCCUCUGUCUUGCUAUAGUAGUACAUCCCGGGCGUUGCAUGGCUGAUCUACGUGGGAGCAAAAUGCUGCCACUUUUGGAUGUGCAUGGCACGGUCUCUGGUGGGAAGAUACUGUACCAUGUGGGGCCUAGUCGUGAUACCGAAACUCUUUUGCCUGCAUCACAGACAAGGAACUAAUUUUGCGGCUUGAUCUCGAUGUCGACCUUACGGAAAUAAUGGGACGCCUGUUCAGGAGAUCAGCUUGUGGACAUUGCUAGCCAUAAUCCACCCAGCCUUAGGGGUUGCAUCAGCUGCCUCUGACAAAGAGUCUGCACCCAGCAGAAAUGAACUCUGAAAACGAGAGCAUCCGCGCCAACCCGGCAGCUGCCAGCCCAGAGAGACCCAGAUGGAAGUCUGGCAGCGCUGCUCUCCAAGGUGGCGCCAAUGCAUCCCCGGGGCGCCGCCGACAGGGGAAGCAGGAAGCACUGCGCAGCACAGCACAGCCCCCGCUGCCAUCACUAGACUCCUCGCCAUCUCCCCCAGCUGUCUACCUUCGCCAAAGCAAGAAGCUUGGAGUCUCAGAAGAGCCACAGCAGAGCCAACAUGGCCCAGAGACUUUGCAGGGAGAGCACCUGCUCGAUGACAGCACAGCAGACAGCCCGGGGACGCCAGAGCAGCUGGAUGCAGCACAGCUCGGCAGCGCCUUGCUCUCCGCCUGGGCGGACAGCGCAGCCUUGCAGCAUGCGCCAGGGGCAGACGGGGCAGAAGAGGACGCCUUGCCAGAAGUGCAUGACUCAGCGCAUGCUGACCCCGCGCCUGACUUGGCUCAGUCCCCCCAGCCGCCUGUCUUCGCAGCGUCCCCUCCGUCGCUGCAUGACACACCGGAUGGGGCGCUUGUCGCUGGCGCAACCACCCCGGACCCCCCGGACGACGCCACGCUGCGCGGCAGCUUCGCGUCUGUGACCACCGGAGAGGAGCCCUUCCCAAAGGGGCUGACAGCACAGUCGCCGAGUUUGAAGAGCGCCGCCGGCAGUGCUGACGUGGCGGCCGCUGAGCUGGCGGCUGCUGAGCUGGCGGAUGUGGCGUUGAUGUGGCAGACAGUGGAGCUUGAGAGCCGGGCGUACGGCCGCCGCCGGGCCAGGACGUCCGUCUCAUCACUGCGCUCCUCUGGUGCCCUGGAGGCUCUACUGGAGGACGUAAAGUGGCAGAGGGAGGCCGCUGACGACCAGCUUGCCAGCGCAAGGCGGGAGAAGGCGGCAGCGGAUGAGCUGGUGCAGCAUGCGGGCUUUGAGGGGUUCCAGAUCGAGCGGGGGAUGCUGGAUCGGCUGCAGUCCGCGCUGACCUCCGCCGCUGCCGCCAACUCCGACAAGGAGCAGCUUGGGGAUGAGCUGGAGGCGGCCUUCCACAGGAUUGCUGCCGUGGAGAACCACCGGCUUCGGCUGGAGCAGCAGCUGCAGGCGGAGGCAAGACUGCGCGAAGCGACGGAGCGCGCUUUGGACGCUGCGCGAUACGAGGUUGAAGCGCUCAGCGCCAAGGCGAAGCGUGCGGCCAAGCAGCGGCGGCGGCUGCUGACGCGCAUGGAGGGAAUCUCCGAGGCGGUCCAGUCACCCCUCAUUACCCACGGGCAGAGCCUGCGGGCGAGCUUGGGCGCCUGGCCGGGCAGUGCAGCCGCCGCUGACUCAGCCACUGACUCACUAGCUGCGGCCAAUCCCGGGCACAUGUCUACCCGGCGGCGGCUGGAGCCUGAUCAAGCAACAAGCGCCACCGAAUCACCGGGGCUUCAACCAUCAGCAACAGAGAUGGACGAGCUGUUUGGGGCUUUGCCGCUUCCAGCUACAGGGAGCCCAAUCAGCGCCGACUGGGCGAUUAGGAGCAGGGAAGAUUCGGCGCUGGCCACUCCUAGCCGGACACAGGGCGCAGGGUUGGGCAGCUUCCACACCCCUGCCUCCUGGAUGAGGACACCGUCGCAGACUGGCCCCGGCAGCGCCCCCCGCUCCACCGACGAGCGGCGACAGCGCGCGCGCGAGGCUCAGGCCGAAGCACUCGCGGUCGAGUACGACCGGGCGGCCGAUUCAGGCUACGAAGAGGAGACGGACUCGGGCCUGACGCCAUCGCGGCUGAUGCUGCGGCUGCGCGAAGCGCGCGCGGCUGCGGCUGGGGCCGCGUCGGGAGCGCGGCGCGCGCGGGCCGGGGCGGCCGCCGCCGAGGCCCGGGCCGCGGCCGCGGAGGCGGCCGAGGCGCGGCUGAGCGCUGCUCUGAAGGCUGCGCAGCAGCGGUCGAAUGCGCGAGAUGAGCACGCACGGCGGCUGCAGGCGCAGCUCGGGCAGGCGCAGCUGCGACUGGCGCAGUUGCGGAUGCAGUGUGACAGCACCACCAAGAGCUUGUCUGGGCGCUCACAGGCACUAAAGACAGCAACGGCAGAGCUCAAAGACUGGGAGGCCAAGGCAUCGGAUCUUCAGAAACAGGUGGAGGAUGCCGGGGCGGCGGCCGAGCGCGUUGCGGCGGACGCGGCGGCUGCUCAGGAGCGGUGCAGCGAGCUGGAGCACGCGGCUGUGGGACGCGAGGCGGCGGUGCAGGACGCGGCGGUGCAGGUGCAGGAGGCGCGGGCUGCCCAGGCGGCCCGGGCCGGGCAGGCGCAGCACGCCCUCGAACAGUUCGAGCAAACACUGGUGGAGAAGACCCAGGCAGAGGCGGCACUGCGCAGCGAGCUGCAGCAGUCAACCCAGGCCCAAGCAGCGCUGCAGGCAAACCUGCGCCAGCACGAAGAGACGGUCUCCGCUCUGCGCAGCGACCUCCAGGAGCAAGGAGCUCGAAAGGAAGAGCUGGAGAGGGAACUGCAGGAAUUACAAGCGGCGGAGGGCACGCUGCGAACGGAGGCGGCUGAGCUGGCAGAGAGGGAACGCCUCCUGCGUGCAGACCUGCUCUCCCUGAAGGCUGACAGGGAGGCGCGCAUCGCCAGGCUGGAGGCUGAGGUGGCGGAGCUCAAGUCCCACACCGAGGAGCUGGAGAGCGCUUCGGCAGAUCUGAUGGAUCUGCGAGCUGCGUUCAAGGAUCGGGAGGCCACAAUAGAGCAGCUGUCGGCCGACCUCGAAGCGGCGAGGGGUGCCGGUGCGGGACAGGAGGGAACAGAGGCGGCUGACCGAGAAGCUGCGGAGGAAGCUGCCGAGCAGCUGCGCAAUGAGGUGGCGCAGCUGCGCGCGGCGCUGGACACGGCCGAGCGGCCCCGGGAGGAGCGCUCGGUUGAGGACGCCGAGAACCGCCUCGCAGAUGUCCAGAUCGAGCUAAUGGCGGCGCAGUACGACACGCGCACGGCGGCGGAGGCUCUGACGUCAGCGCAGGAGCGCGUCAGCGACCUGACCUGGCACCUGGACGACUCGCAUAGCCGCAUCGCUGAGCUGGAGGCCAGCUGCUCGGAAGCUGCCGCCGCCCGGGAAGCUGCCGAGCAGCGCGCCAGCGACCUGGAAGACCAGGCGACCAAAGCGCAGGCGCGCGCGCAGUCGCUGGCGGCAAAGUUGAAGGCGCACCGGCGCAGCAGCGGGGAGUCCGCGCUCCUGCUGCAGGUGGAGACGCUCCAAGAAGACAAGCGCUCUGCUGAGGCUCAUGCCGAGGGGCUGCGUACGAAGCUGGCCACGGCUCGGAGGGAGGCAGCGGUGCGAGAGGCUGAGCUGGCGGAGCAGGCAGCUGCCCACCGGGCGGAAGCUGAAGCCGCCGCGCAGCUAGUUGCCGCCAUGCGUCCCAAGGGCGACAACGUUCUCGCCACGCUCUGGACCGAGCUGAUGGAGGCACAUGCGCGAGCAGCCAAGGCGCAGCUGCUGCGGCCGCAUGGCUCCAGCGUGGCUGGGCCCUCAGACACCGCUGACGAUGAAGGCGUGCAUCAGAGGCUGCACGAGGUGUGGGCACAGCUGGACGCCGCGCGAAACGAAGCCGACGAUCGCAAGCGAGAGCUGGCAAUCACGCAGGCGCAGCUGGCCGCGACGACUCCAAAGGCGGGGAGUCCAGGAGGGUCUCCCGAUCGCCUCGAUGCAGGUUCUACGGAUUGCGCAGAAAAUGGUGGCCGAUCAGAGGGCAGCGGUCGCCAUCACAGCUCGCCGCCGGAGUCGCCCGACGCGGCACCCGCUCAGGGCAGCUUCCACAUGGAUGAAUCACCCAUCCGUGGCCUGCUCACCGACGGCGCCCGCGCAGCCGCGCGCCGCGCUGAGCGCCUGACCGCCGCAGCCGCUGCCCGGGAGGCGGCCGCCUCCGCGGCCGCGCCGGUUGCCGUGGCAGAGAUUGCUGCCGCCGCAGCCGCCUCCGGCAAGACCGUCGGCCGGCGCUCUGGCGGCUGGACGCCCCGUGGCAGCGGCAGCGCCGCCGGCCGCGGCCCCGGCCCGUCCGGCCCGGCCGCCGCCGGAAAGAAAGACAGCUUCGCGCAGCCGACGUCUUCGGCUUCGUCAUCGUCGUCCUCUAGCAGCGGCAGUGACCGGUCGCUCGGCCGUGAGCUUGAGCGGUUUGUGUGCGGCGGCGCGCCGGAGCAGCCGCAAGCCGUCGAGCAGACGUCACCGGCCGGCCCGGCGCUGUCAGAGGGCAGCGCAUCAAGCCCCGCCGAUCCCCAAGAAGAAGCGCAGCUGGCCGGCUCCGGCGCGCUGAUGGACGUGGUCUACGACCUGCAGGGCGGCUGCUGCGCGUCGGCCGCUGACAUCAGCGAUGACUUCUCCGUUGCCAGCAAUGCCGGCUCCUCGAGCGCACCUGCCCACGGCUGGGCAGCCGUCACCUCAGCCGCAGCCCGUCACGGAGCCACACCUGCCGCCCAAGGGAUCCCCACAUCGGCAAGAUUGCCCUCUGCAAGCAGAUGGGUGAGGGCCAGCGAAGCCGCGAGCCUUCCAAGAUCUGCCGGCUGGUCAGCUGCACAGCUCUGGUGCAGCCUCGGCUUGCGGUCGGCAUCUGUGGGGGUGUCUGCUCUGGGAGGAGUGGUGUGUGUUGGGCUGCUUUUGGCUGCACGCCGCCGCCAUGCAAUCAUGGCAGCAAUCCGGUACCUACUAGGAAUCUUCAGGCUGUACAGCGCUACCCUGCGGCAGCUGCGCUGA
Molecule: messenger RNA, 5049 nt
Organism: Coccomyxa subellipsoidea C-169
Lineage: Eukaryota; Viridiplantae; Chlorophyta; Trebouxiophyceae; Coccomyxaceae
Exons: 19
Coding region: 331-5049 (1572 amino acids)
Source: RefSeq, a predicted model, not a curated record